AUGGAGACCAAGCCUAUGACCAGUCCCCUUCCAGUGCUCGGACUGCACCUGGAAUUCAUACAGCUUGGAGCACCAGCAUGCCAUCACACGGCUUGGUGUUCCGCAAGCACCACGGUCUCGCCCGACGAGAGUGCAGCCGAACUCCCUGAUCUGGUAAAGGUCGAGAGUCUACGUCUGGUCGUCAGUGACAGGAUCCUGCGUACAGUGCUACGGACUGAUGAGUGGAUGCUAUUGCUCGAUCUGACCAUGAACCUUCCAGGGUUCAGAGGGAGUGGUAUGACAUUGACCGCAAAUCUAGACCGUGUUGCCACCGUCGCAGAUCUUCUGGACGACCCUCGCAAAUCCGGCGUAAGUCUUGAUGUGGGCGUGACACUGCAACUAGUGGAACGGAGGUCUACUGUACAGCACAGCAUUUGGAACAGGAUCCAGCUUGUGGCGCCACAGCAGCUUCGCUACGAGUAUCACCACAUAGGCGAGGUGCCCAUCCCUCGCGACCAUCCACGCUACGAUAUUCGUAACCUGCCAUGGAUACGUGAAGGUCACGAUCACGAUAAAAGAAUGGACGUCAAAUACAUCUGGGUACUUCUGGCCUGGCGUGAGGAUGUCGAAGACAACUGGAAGUUGAGCAGAGUGCACGCAUACGACUUCGGCGACUUUUGCAUCGGCGACUGCGACGAGUGGACUCCCUGGAACUAG
This is a messenger RNA of Recurvomyces mirabilis, 696 nucleotides long. RefSeq lists its product as uncharacterized. The record is from RefSeq and is a predicted model, not a curated record. The coding region runs from base 1 to 696 and encodes 231 amino acids. Lineage: Eukaryota; Fungi; Ascomycota; Dothideomycetes; Mycosphaerellales; Teratosphaeriaceae. The transcript has a single exon.